Onthophagus taurus is the source of this 1383-nucleotide messenger RNA. Its product is annotated as major facilitator superfamily domain-containing protein 9-like. Gene Ontology annotation, biological process: transmembrane transport. The record is from RefSeq and is a predicted model, not a curated record. NCBI's taxonomy places the organism in Eukaryota, Metazoa, Arthropoda, Insecta, Coleoptera, Scarabaeidae. Gene Ontology annotation, cellular component: nuclear envelope. Gene Ontology annotation, molecular function: transmembrane transporter activity.
UUAAAACUUAAAAAGAAUGUUUAUUAUGUUUUUUUAAACGAAUUAAGUAAUAUAUUACAAAUUUGUGAUUAUCUAAGUUUUGUUAUCAUAAAGUUUUUAUCGAAAUUAUGAGUAUUAAAUAGAUAAUCCAUUAACUAAGAUGAUGAAAUUAUACCUUAUUGCGUUUUUAGAUAUAUUUAAUAUUGCAUUAUUAGUACCAAUAGCACCUGUUCAUUUGCUUGCUAUUGGAGGAACAAGGUUCCAAAUUGGAUUAUUAGCUUCCUUACACGCAGUUUUACAGUUAUCCAUUGGACCGUUAAUAGGUAGUUGGAGUGAUACAAAAGGAAGAAAACCUUUAUUAAUCCAAUUAGGUUUCUUGGUUUUAAUCAGCAAUGCUCUUCUUUUUAUUAAAUCUUCUUUAAUCAUUUAUGUUUUCUCUCGAUUCCUUUUUGGAGUAUUUGGGCACAUACAAAUUUUAAUAAAAGCUUUAAUAACCGACCAUGUACCUAAAGAGAAACAAAACGAGGUUUUUGCAAAAAUCGGAGGGUUAUUCGGAUUAAGUUUUGUUGUUGGACCCUUACUUGGAAGCAUUUUAAUUUCUUACGGGUUUGAAUACAUUGCAGCAACUUUAACCGUAACAAGCGUUAUUAAUUUAAUUGCAUGUCUCACACUACCAAACGAAAAAAUCAAACAAAAUAAGACCAAAAAAGGCGAAAAGGAAUUAUUCGAAGCUUUUACAAAUUUGAAAACGAUUAAAUGGGGAUCUUAUUGGGACGUUUUAACGUAUAAAUUCUUAGGAGAAACGAGUAACGCGGCUUUUUUCUCGGUUUUUGGAAUGUUAAUAAUGGACGAAUACGGAAAAACUCAAGAAGUGAUGGCUUAUGUUCUAUCUUUCUUCAGUUUUAUGGUGAUUGUAGCAAAUUUGUUCAGUAACAAAUUAAAAUUGGCGUGUUAUCCGAAUGAUACGAAAGGAUUAAAGAGAAAUCUUCAUAGUUUUAUUAUCGUUACGUUAGUUUAUGUGGUGCUUUACGUAUUUUCAAGUUUUUGGAUGUUAGUAUUUCUCAUUGUACCUUUAUCGGUGUUUAGAACUUUAUUGGAUGUCACUUGGACUGAAAUGUUGGUUAUGAGAACUACUAAAGAUGAUAGUGGAAAGAUUAUGGGUGUCUUUGAGAGUAUGAUUCAUAUGGCUGGGUUAUUAACGCCUAUUUUAAGUGGGUAUGUGGUUGAUACGUAUGGAUAUAAAUCUACGUUUUUAAUUAGUGUGGUUGUGCUAAGUUUUGGAAGUCUAUUGGGUUAUGAUAGAUUAAAUAAGAAACGUAUUAAGAAAGGAAAGAAAGUGAAAAAUCAAUGAUUAUUGUAUUAUUACUAUUAAAUUAAAAACAAUUACAUAAAGAAUAAACUAAA